Podospora anserina S mat+ is the source of this 642-nucleotide messenger RNA. RefSeq lists its product as uncharacterized. The record is from RefSeq and is a predicted model, not a curated record. The coding region runs from base 1 to 642 and encodes 213 amino acids. The transcript is spliced from 2 exons. Lineage: Eukaryota; Fungi; Ascomycota; Sordariomycetes; Sordariales; Podosporaceae.
AUGGCCACCCCCCUCUAUCCCCCGGAGCGCAGGAGCAGGAUCAAGACCCUCCUAGACAAACUCCUCGGCCGAAACCCCAAAUUCUUCAAGGUCAUCAGGACCAGAAAGCUGAAAUCCGCCAAUGUACCCCACCCAGAGAUGAUGGAAGACGCAUCCCACGACGCCGCCCUCCCAGACCCCUCCUUCACUACCUUUGCCAGCUCUUCUACCAACUACACUGCCCCUCCCAACAACCAAGGAUGCCGUAGUCUCCUCUGCUUCACUAAUCAUCCCAACAGCAGCAACAGCACCACUUCAUCGACCGGUGCCCGCACCUCUGCAUUCUACGCCACUGGCCCAUCACGUAGUUGUGCCGUGUUGGAAGGGACGCUAAUCCCCACUGCUAUCCAGCCCCAGACUUUCUUCCUGAGAGGUGUCCCCAUACCGGAGAGCGCCAGUUCUGCUUCUUUCUCUCGUGACGAUGAUGAUGUGAAUGGACUCCCCGAUGACAGGCGGACGCUUCCUAGUCAGAGGCGCCGCCAGCCGGGACUUGGACGGACGGGGAACAUGAGGGAUAUGAGGCAGGCUUAUCUUGAUUCAGAUUGGAGAGAUGAGGCUGGUCCUUGCGAGAUUCACCACCAUGGCCAGACUGGGGUGACAUGA